CAAGCGCUGUCCGACGGACCCUCAUUGGUUCCAGAUGGCAGACCCUGUGUCAAUGAUUAACUCUGGAUGACCCAGUUUAUUGGCCAAAUCAUUCCUAGGAGGACAGGAGGAGGGUGUGGGAGACGGUCACAUCUAGUCAUCCGCUGUCCAUGGAGACAGAAGAUGGACGCGAAGUCGCUGAGCGCCCUGUCCUCCCUAUGCAGGACCGACCCGCUGUACUCGCGCUGCGCAGCUGAUCUCAUGAGCGCAUCGCACAAGGUGAUUGGGGUCUUUCUGAAAGAACAGGCAGACCUGACUCAGACUUUAAAGAAACUGGAACACCAGAAGGUGACACGCAUACGGCAGCUCAACGAAGAGAAAAAACAGUUUGCUAAGCUUAUGAGGAAGAGACUUGCCCAAGGAAAAAUCUACGCCCAGGCCCCGUGCUCGAGAUCUGCCUUUUCUGCUGAGCGAAUGGGGAGGAGUGUUUUCCCAGACUUCUCCAGCAGUGGAUACAAGAAAAGCCGUGAGAGCAGCUCAAGAAGUGUCCGAUCAGAUUUCCUUUCGCAUUAUGGUUUUGAAAAUAAAUCAUCAGAUUCUGCGGUCAAGAAAAUGACAGUGUUGCAGGCUCACUCAGUUACUUCCAGAGUAAAGUGUGUCUGCGAGUGUGGAUGCCCCUGUAAGUUGAUCCAAGAAAGUGCAAGCAGUCUGCCUGCUCCAAAGCAGCUCUAGAAGACAUUUUACAGACCUGUAAUCUUUAAGACCAUAAAAAUAUGUUUAUGUAAAUUUAUAAUUCCUACAUUAGCAGGACCAGUUUACAGGAAUUCAAUUUUGGAGCACAUUAAAGUACACGUUACGAAGAGGAGGUUUGGUUUAAAGUAAUGUCAUCAUGUGAUGAGAAUGAACCCAAUAAAGCUUUGAGCUAUUGAACUGUCCUCUCCUUCAAUCAAAUAUAAAGAACUUGUUGGGGCUUUUCUUUAUUUAACAGCUGAGAUCUCCCCUGUAGUGGCUUCAAGGUAAAUCAUUUAUUCAAUAGAUCUGACAUCUGAAAUCUGAGUUCUCAAUGACAAAUGCUAGAUGAAAUUCUUCUGAUUUUUUUUGGCAGUUGGCAAACCAACAUAAGGAACAUUACUGCCAUCUACUGACUUGCAGUGUCGAACGGAGACUCGGAAAUGUACCCUAACUUUAAAGAAGAACAGCAAAAAAAAAAAACUAAAAAAAUAUCAAAAAGUCAGAUGCUUUUAAAAAAAAAACCUCAAAACAUUUAAAUAUAUUUUUACAACACUGACCUAAUAUACUUUCAUGGUAAUUAACUCCAUUGCUUUCAAUUAAGAUAUUUCCUUGAAUGUACUGCUUAGG
Polypterus senegalus (gray bichir) is the source of this 1338-nucleotide messenger RNA. RefSeq lists its product as uncharacterized. Lineage: Eukaryota; Metazoa; Chordata; Cladistia; Polypteriformes; Polypteridae. The record is from RefSeq and is a predicted model, not a curated record. The transcript has 3 exons. Bases 67 to 711 code for a protein of 214 amino acids.